UGCAAAGUUUUUGGGCUAAAUUGGUGGUUACCGCUCCUCUCACAAGCUAGAAAUAUAGCAGUGAACUUGUACGACUGCGAUCUGCACGCUGUGCAUCGGUAGCCGCAGCACUUCAUCACACGCCGCCGUGCGCCACCAGGGUCAGUUGUGCUCCGCUGCUCAAUCCACCGCAGCGAUAGCAACGCGAAUGAAUGCCGCCUCCAGCGGCGGCGCGUUCCCGUACCUUACCAUUGAUCUGGACGCGUCCGCGGGUCCUCUGUCCUUCCUGGCCUUGCCUGACCGAGCACGCGCGGAGGCGGUGUCGCGCGGUUUUUUGCACGCGACGCGCGCGCCUUUGCUUUGGAGGGAGUUUGACGCUAGAAAGGAUUUCACCCGUCCCUCCCGUGGAGAGGUAAUUAUCAACGACACAUUAUUUUUUCGGGCCUUCCUGCGCAAGGCCCCGCGGCUGUCUUGGGUGAAAUGUUUGAGCCUGAUUCCUAAUGAUCUCUCGGAGGCGUCGAUCAAAAUCAUCGGUGCCAACUGCCCAAAUCUGACGGUGCUGAAGGUGUAUGGCCUCACUGACGACAGUCUGCGGGCUAUCGGAAACGGCUGCCCAAGGCUCAAGGUGCUCGAGUUUUAUACUGACCCGGGGGAUGAGUUGACCGAAGACGGGCUCGUGUAUGCUCUCGAGCGCUUUCCGGCGCUGUCGACCCUCCGGGUUUCUCCAAGGGGCCCCGGGGGCGGUGACGAAGCGUUGGUGAGGGAUAAAACCGUACUGGCCGUCGCCCGUCACUGCAAGUCGUUCAAGAAGCUCGAUUUAUAUGGAGCGGAACUCACGGACGCGUCGAUAGUAGCGCUCGCGAACGGCUGUCCUCUGCUCGAGACGCUCGACCUCCACAGUUCCUGCAGCGACUCGGAUGCGCCGGCUCCAGCCCUCACGGACGCGUCUCUGAUUGCGGUCGGCGAGCGGUGUGGUCUCCUGAAGUCCCUCACACUGUCGAACUGCGAGCGAUUUACUGACGCUGGGGUGCUUUCCCUCGCCAGGGGCUGUCCUUUGUUGGAACGCGUCCACGUCGAUAAUUGUCCCUGGUUUGGCGACGCGGCGGUGGCCGCCCUCGCGGCUCAUUGUCCGCUUCUAUGGAAUUUUUCCGCCGAUGUGAUGACAUACGAUGACGACGAAUGGGAACGCUACCACCGCCUGACCGAUCCGACCAGGUUAUGGCUCCGACGCAACCUGCCAUGCUGGGGCUCCACCAAACCGCCGCCCGGUAGGCUCAACAUGAAGGAGGCCCUCGUCGCGCACCCGCCCCCGUGGUUAUAAUUACAUAGUAUAC
Molecule: messenger RNA, 1313 nt
Organism: Pelagomonas calceolata
Lineage: Eukaryota; Pelagophyceae; Pelagomonadales; Pelagomonadaceae
Source: the annotation of a GenBank genome assembly